AUGUAAGCCAUAAAGUCCCAGCUAACCUAAAUUUAUGCUGAAUUGGUCCACAGUUUAAGGACUUAGCUUUAAUACAGCACUCAUCUCUCCUAGGUUUCUCAGUCAGAAAUUGUAAAUAGCACUACUGGUCUAGACUCUGCUAGUUGCUAUGUAACUGGAACCACUAGAGAACGAUAUGACUGUUGCUCUGAAAAGUCUCAGAACACCUGCUAUGCUGUCUCUUUCAUAUAAUUUUCACUAACUCUACUCCUUUUAAUUGGAUUUUGUCUGACUUUAUGGAAAAGUUCUUGGUUAAGAAACUAGCUGCUAAUGAUCUGUGUAAUCAGUGGCUCUAUCUUUUUCUGUUUCUUGAGGGCUUUGUAUUUUUCAAUAUUUGCAUACCCCUAGACCCAAUUAGAAACAUUUUUCGUAAUAAAAGGAGCACCAAUUAUUGAAUUCAUGCUCGUCCUCUCUGCUCUACUUGCAUACAUGUACUAUCUACAGCAGAGAUUCUUAGAGAGUGAGAAAAUCGGAUACUCUGUGGUGGAGUAUAAGUAGAAAAUCGAUGUUAUGUAUCUGAUUAGCCUUCCUCUAACCAUCCUAGCUUAUUCUUGCAUUCUAAUCUUUUGCAUUGCUCAAGGCUAAAUGCAGCCAUAAGAUGUUGUGAUGACUUUAAUACUGGGCCUAUACUUCAUUGGGUUCUUAUAUGUGCCAACUGAGUUAUACCAGACAAUCAAGGAGACAAUGCCCAAAGUUGCCGCUUACAUUAAAAAGUACAUCUUAGCUUUAAUCAUCCUGAAUGAGUUCCAAAUAUUUACUCGCAUGAUAUUCAUCUCCAUAAAUGAUAUUGCUGAGACGAGUAAGAUCAACUCCCAGAAUGAUGAAUCAGACAAGUGGCCUGGACUAAUCCUAGAUCAUUAUAAGAGAGUUAGCACUUCUGAUUUGAAUGAAAGUGUGGACAAUAUUUACAGGCUUUUGAAAAAUCUUUAGGAUUAAUUAGUUGAGAAGGAAGAUCAGCUCUAGACUAUCAAAGAGGAUCUGCACCUAAGAAAAUUUGAGGAUUCUUUAUUUGAGUCUAUAUGUAAAACUAAGAGAGCUCAGAGAAGAAAAUUAAAGAUCUAAGCAAAGGUCAAUCAAUUUAAUGACUAAAUGGAAAAGGCUGAUAAAUAGUCGAUUCCCUAAAUGGACAGGCUCAUGAAAUUGCUCCAUGAGAUCAGAGAUUCAAUAGGAACUGAGGUUGAGGACAGACUACAUUAAGUUAUUGAAGAACUCUAGAUUCUUGAGAACAGCUGGAACUUGAUACAAAGAUUUAUAAAAUAAGAUGAUGAGCAGAUAUCAGAUUAUACCCAGCAAAAUCUGGCAACAUUACAAAUGAAUAUGAUACCACUCAAUCAAAUCCUAGCCAACUUGAAGUAGAUCUACGAUCGAAUUCUACUAAAUCCUUUCGUAAACAAAGUCUACUUCGACAAGCUUACCAUUAUUAUGAGUAGAGAUUUACAGGCUCUUGAUAGGAUCUAGAAAGAAGUGAUAGAUUGCUAUGAAGGUAAACUUGCAGACCACUCGCCUAGAGAACUUAGAAAAAUAAAUGAAGUAGUGGAGAAAUCACUAUUUUUUCAAUAGAAAAUACAGGUCGAGGAAGUCAACAUGCUUAAGGAUUGCAACAUUUUGUUUCAAUUUGAAGCUAUAUCCUCAGCAAUUAAAAAUAUACUAGACGAACUAAAGCUGAAUAUUGAUUAAGAGAUUGCUAGUUUUAAGAAAACUAUGGCUGAAUAUGAUGAAAACUAUCAAAAAGUACUAAUUGAUCUUAAGGUAUAGAUUGAAUGUGAAGUCAUCUAUAAACUUGACAAGGAAUAUGAGAAUUGCAUCCUUUAAAAAAAGGAUAUAGACUUUUACAAUAUGUGCCCUAUCAUCGAAUCCUUUGAGGUAGUUAUGAUGAAAACACUCUAAGCAGAGUAGGAUUCCUUUAAUAUUACAAACCGCUAUCUCUAAAUCAAAUAAAUAAUAGAUGUUAACAAUAAGAAACUUGACUUGCAUUCUAGUCUUUAAGCCUCAAUUAAGAUUCUAUAAAAUGAGAUACAUUCUAAUGGCUAUAUUCUUUUGACAAAACUUAAUAAAUUCUUAGUAAACUACGAAGAAGUAAUAAAGUCAGAUGACCCAUAGUUAAAGCAACUUAGAAUAAUUCAUACUACUUAUUAGCAAACUGUCUUGGAUUAAGUAAGGACUCAGGUAGCUGCUAUUAGUUCUGAUAUUAUCGAUGUCAAGCCAAUGAAAUUGAAUUAGGUUUAAGAGAGGUAAAAUUAGUUUGAAAGUUUAAAAACUAAGUACGACUAAGGAACUAAGAAAUUUAGCACUGAUAUUAAUCUUUAAGUCAAAGUAUUGAUCAACUAGAUAAUAUCCAUUAGGAAGCAUAUAGAUCUCAGACCUCUCAGGUCUUAGAUACAGUAGUUAGAUGGUAAAAUCUCAGAAAGUGUUAUCUUAAAGUAAUAAUACGAAGCUUUUGUGCUCAGUGCUGAAACAAUACUGCUUUAAGAUCUAGCUCACACUACACCUCAAACAGAUAAUGACAUAGUAGAUCAUUUGACUGAGGUUUAUAACUUUAAAUUUCGAACUCAAGACAUUUUAAGGAAUCUAUCUGCCUUUCAAGAUAAGCUAAGUAAUUUAAGAUUUGAAGAAACACAUCAGAAAGAGUACACUAGAGUGUACUUUGACUGCUUUAAUAUGAUAAUGAUAUAUUCUGAGCUUGUUGAUACGAUUAGGAAAGGAACACUGAGAGACUUGUUCUUUGAAUCAUCUUUUGGUAAUAAGAUAGAGGUGUUUGAAACUAUUAAAAGCUAUGCUCAAAAGAUUAAGACUGUCAAGUAUUCUGAUAAAAAUUCUAUAGAAUAUACUCAAUAACUUCAAACUGAAUUCGUAGCAGUUGCAAAGGAAUUCGAUAAUUAUGUUUACUAGAAUUCUAUGAUGGAUUACAUUUAAUCUUUAAAUAUCAAGCAAAUUUAUGCUAUUGACUAAUAAACACUCAAAGAUGUCAACUAAUUUAUCUAAAACAUAUAUGAAAAGCAUCAAAUGUAAGAAUAAGACUAAGAACUACUGAAUGAUUAUGAGUCUAGUCUUGAGCACCUGUCAGCUCAGUUUAAGUUAGUUAAAUCUUCUCACGGGCUUUUGACUUAGUAAAUUUAGCAAUUUAGGAAUAAUGGGUAGCCAGAGAAAAUUCAAAUAUUUAUUGAAGACCUGAUCAAAGUAAAAGCUGCGGUGGAACAGUAUGUAAAAUCAUAACUUUAAUAUGAAGGACUCAUUAAUUAGUGUGAACUGCUAUAAUAAAGAAUAAAGGAGCUUCAUGAAACUAUAAUGAUUCAAUCCUACUACUUCGAGCAAUAGUCUCAGGAAACUUCCAAAUAAGAUUCAGACUAGCAAGAUUAUGAAGAUCAAUAAAACUGA
Molecule: messenger RNA, 3414 nt
Organism: Stylonychia lemnae
Lineage: Eukaryota; Ciliophora; Spirotrichea; Sporadotrichida; Oxytrichidae
Source: the annotation of a GenBank genome assembly